Talaromyces rugulosus is the source of this 2391-nucleotide messenger RNA. RefSeq lists its product as uncharacterized. The record is from RefSeq and is a predicted model, not a curated record. Lineage: Eukaryota; Fungi; Ascomycota; Eurotiomycetes; Eurotiales; Trichocomaceae. Bases 1 to 2391 code for a protein of 796 amino acids. Gene Ontology annotation, biological process: regulation of DNA-templated transcription; transmembrane transport. Gene Ontology annotation, molecular function: zinc ion binding; DNA-binding transcription factor activity, RNA polymerase II-specific; transmembrane transporter activity. The transcript is spliced from 7 exons.
AUGGUUGGCGUCGCUGGAAAGUCGCAGGCUUGUAACACCUGCCGGAAGAGGAGAGUAAAGUGUGACCUCGGGCGGCCAUUUUGCCAAAAGUGCAUCGCAUCAAAUCGAGCAUGUACUGGCUAUGGCCGGGAUCUCAUUUUUGUCAAUAGGACCCCCUCAAGCCUGUCGUCUACCGCGAACUCGGUGCUGUUAGAGCUCAAGACUCAGAGGCAACUGAAAGACGCUUUGGUGAACCCAAAAAUCGAGGCUGACCUGCGCCGUUUGUAUUCUGAAGCUUCGCACAAUUUUGCCGGGUUUCGAAAGUACGCUGUCGGGAUAUUGCGAACCACAUAUUUCCCAAAGCCAUACAGAGCUCUAGAUGUAGACAUCAGUGAAGGAAGCUUUUCAUGGGUGUACAGCUUGCUAGACCUAGUCGAGCCGAGUCAAUCGUUGGACACUUCUCUCUUCGCAUUUUGUCUGGUGCAGUUGCAUGUUACUGGCACAGGCGAUGUAUCACUUUACCAAUGCCUUGAGCAACACAGCACCGCUUUAAAACAUCUAUACUCAGAUCUGGAUGAUCCACUGGUAUGCUCUCGCGAAGAAACGUUGGCUGCCAUCAUAGUACUAUCGACGUGUGAGCUUUUUGUACGACUAGGGGGAAAUGGCUUCAGUGUCCAUGCACGCGGCAUCGCAGAAAUCCUACGAUUACGUGGUCCAAGAAUGGCGAGUACUGCGACAUGGAGACGCUUGUUUUCACGCCUGACGAUUGUUUGCACACUUGAAGCUUUGACGAAGCGCCAAGCUCAAUGCAUCGAGAACGACGUCUGGCGACAAAUCGUUCCAGCGUCCAGCGAUGCUCUUGACAACCUGUACCAGAUGGCUUCAGACGUGCCCGCAAAUCUAGAAAGGGCAACAUCCCUCUCGUCAAUCGUCGACAGGAAUGCCUUUUUAAAAGAGUCCACAGCAGUCGUACAGUCAAUGUUCACUAUGCUAAAAUCUUUCCAGGUGUGGCACGAUGACUUUUGGAAAGCCUCGCCAACGCCUCGGGCUUGGCCGGUCCCAAGUCGUGCAGUGAAUCCCGCUGAUGUCGAACCUUCAAACAAAAUCUUCCCGUUUUGCUUCGAGUUUGAAUCCCUAAAUGUCUCCGUCGUGGUUGCAAUGUGCUGGGCGAUGACUGUGCACCUUCAAAGCAAUAUCAUACAAAUAUGUGAGCUUGUUCAAGUAAAGUUGGGUCAUCCCAUCGAGCUUGAAGAUCUUUUAGUUGGAACUGGCAUCACUCUGGUAGAUGAGGCGAAUCAGUAUUCGGACCAGAAAACCUCACCCUCCAGUACAUACAAGGGAAGUUUAUUGUAUCAAAUAAAAGGUGAAGGAACAAAACUGGCCCGCUAUCUAUGCCAGUCCAUGGAAUAUCAUCAUCGGGUAGACAUGGGAACGUACGGUGGACACGCCGUUACUUAUUCAUCUUGGAGCGCUCGGCAGUAUUUUCGGUUGCAUCCGGGGCACGAACGAGAAUUGUCAUGGGUGCAAAACAUGCACAAGAUGGAAGGUCCUGGUACACGGUGGGGAGUAACGAUGAUGGGUAUAGUCUCUGGGAAAGCGACAGAUAGCUAUGCGAUUGCUGCGGCGGGGACUUGGUUCAAAAAACAUAGAGCGCUCGCAUUUGGUAUCAUGGUCUCCGGAUCCAGCCUGGGUGGUGUUAUACUUCCGAUUAUGGUCCAGCAUUUGAUUGUCGACGUCGGAUUUCCAUGGGCAAUACGAAUCACUGCAUUCCUUCUUCUCGGUCUUUUGAUCUUUGCCAACGUGGCCGUCACGUCUCGCCUGCCUCCUGUUCAAAAGCCGUUCUCUCUACAGGAAUAUUUCCUCCCAUUCACCGAGGUUCCAUUCCUACUACUAGCUAUUGGUUCACUGCUCCUCUACUUCGGCGCAUUCCUACCUUUCAAUUUCAUCAUUGUCCAGGCCAAAGAAGCAGGCUUGUCUACAGACAUUGCAAACUACCUCGUUCCAAUGGUUAAUGCAGCAAGCGUUUUUGGCAGAAUUCUCCCUGCCCACCUUGGAGAUGUAUACGGCGUUUUCAACAUCUGCAUUGUGUUUACAUUAUUCUCGGGUAUCAUAAGCCUUGCUCUGUGGCUUCCAGCGGCUAGUACUGCUCCCAUUAUUGUCUUUGCGGUGCUAUAUGGGUUCGCGUCAGGUUUGACGCUUGCAAUAAUCCCUGCCUUGGUGGCCUCCAUAUCCGAUGUUCAAAAGCUAGGUUUCCGCGUCGGCGCACUGUAUGCCUUUUCUGCAUUCGGCACUCUGUUCGGCAGCCCGAUUGCUGGAGCAAUUGUGACUUCACAGAAUGGCGGCUAUUCCGGUCUCAAAAUAUUUUGUGGCAUUAUGUUACUGGCGGCGUAUUUAUGGUUCUAUCGAGAGUGA